AAAAAAACGGGGUUAGGCGAAGGGUUGGUGUGAAGACUAGAAAAGUAAAUGUCAUUACGCAUUUACAACAGCAACCACUACAGUACAACACAAUUAUCUGGAGCAAGAUACCAUUUCUGACAACUACCUACAAUGUCAGGAGCAGAAGACGGAGAAAAGCCACCCAAAAUUACGCAUGAGGAGCGCCUGUCCAGAGUGUUUGACGAAGUGAUGGGGCUUGGAGACUUUGCUGACUCCUCCAGGAGCUCUUUCAUCUCUUCCCCAAGUGGAGGUCCGGACGAGACAAAGGGAGUAGACAAAACUUCAGGACAAGGGGAACACCAGCCGGUAGAAGAAGAGGAUAGCAGCAGCAGCAGACCGGAAGAAAAGAUUGAUGAGGGGAUGGGAGAGUCAUCCUUUCCUCGCAUUUCCUCCCCUCCCUCUGUCCGAAACUCCUCGUUUACCAUGGGAACCAGCGAAGGAGGGGGAGGAAGUGGAGGGGCAGCAUUUGAUGACGCACUGGAUGGCCUUCCUUCUUAUGGGCCAGAAGAAGAAGAAGAAGGAGAAGAAGAAGAAGAUGAAGACUGGCACUUUGCCAUGCAAAUGGACACCCUGGAGGAUGUUAAUGUGGGCAAGACAAACCCAGAAAGAGCCCAACCAGGAGUGGGGAACAACGCAACUCAAGACGAACCCUUUGCGCGUCAGCCCAGAGAGGAGCAAGAGCGGGAAGGGAGCAGUGGGUCUGCUAACACCUCCCACUCCUCCCAGGACAAUACACCUGACAACAGCCGAGAUGGAGGCGUCCUGAACCAGACAGAUGAGACCGAAGAUAGCCAGCAGGGAGAGAGGUCAGACGCAGCUCCAAUGGCGGACAGUAAUCCCCCAAUGUCUCCUAGUAUCAAUAUUAAAGAUGAGCCCAUUGAUGAGGGCUACGAUGCUGCUUUACUGCCUCAGAGCUCCAUCAGACAAAUCAAAGAGGAGCUGGAGCAUCAGGAGGAGGAGCUGAGGAUCAGCUCUGUCUACUCUGUAGGUGGAGGGAACACCUUUGCAUCUCCUACCGUGCCAGCUGCAGUCCCAGCUCCUACUCCAACGGCCAUUUUUAUCCCAGGUAGAGGACAGCAUGUCCUACAAGCUAUAGCUCCCCUCCCUCUCAGACCGCCAGCUCCAAUCCCCAGUUCACUACCAGCUCUGGUACCAGCACCCCCACGCCCACCUCCGCCUGCCGUUCCUGGUAGCGUUCGCUGCAGUGGCUGCUCUAAGGUUCUUCUGAAAGGCCAAACAGCAUUCCAAAGGAAAGGUUCGACGCAGCUCUUCUGCUCCACGGUCUGUCUGACUGGUCAUCUGCCUCCAGCUAACAAGAACCGAUCCUGUUUUCAGUGCAACAGGGAGAUUCUUCAGCCCAGGGACAUGAUCACGAUUCCAUCAGACGGCAACACCUACUUUUACUUCUGUGGCCAGUUUUGUUUGUCUGUCUUUAGACACAAGAAGAAAACCGUUGACAAAGUUCCUGAUAAAUGGGCUGACAAACGAGUGGAGAAGAAACCCGAGAAGCCGCCUGAGAAACCAGUGGAGCGCCCACCUGAAAAACCCUUCUGCAGUGUCUGCAGAGUCUCCAAUAGGCAGAUUGAGCAUGAGGUCACCCAUCAGGGUCGUCUGCACAGACUCUGUAGUAAUGCUUGUUUUGUAACAUGGCGCAAGAUGCGGCAAUUAGCCAUGAACUGCUGUGAAGGCUGCGGACUUUACUGUAGUAGCAGCUCAGGCUCCUGUCAGACGCUCACAAUUGAAAGAACUCAGCUCAACUUCUGUGGUCCGACCUGCAUUGGCACCUACAAACAGACCUGCAGAAAGACGGUUACGUGUGCCUACUGUCACAAAAUGGCUGUAGUGUCCUCCACCCUUAUGGAACGAGACCAAAGGGGCAAAGUUCAGCUUUACUGUUCAUCUGCUUGUGUGGAACAGAGUCGACCACCCCCACACAUUCUCACAGGUGCUGCAUUCCCCUGCUGCCAGUGCAGGGUGUCUGCUGUUCCUCAGUAUCAUCUGGCCAUGGUGGACGGCACCAUUCGUAACUUCUGCUCUUAUGACUGUGUCUCUACAUACCGGAAGUCCGGGGACACCUCUCAGCCAGACUUGACCAAUGGAACCUCUGUUCUCAGGGACUCCCUCAGAGAUCCCCCCAAAGCCGGGCCCUUUCCCGGAGCAAGCUCAGUCCCUCCCAUCCCUCAGGACUACCCAUCUUCAGUGCCCUACUCGGGCCACCAUCCCAGUCAUACCUCAGUGCCCCCACUGGUGCCCAACUACCCAGCUAUGUCCUCCCCCUCUGUCCCUGGGCAAGCCCAGGCCAGAGCACCUGCUGAUCACUCCUUGAAACCAGCAGAAGGCGGGCCCAGUGACCCCUCCAAGCUGAACUGCCAUCAGUGCAGCAAACAAUUCAACAUGAAGCCGCUGCUAUUCAGUAACCAAGGUCGUAUUUCUAUGUUCUGCAGUAGGACUUGCUGUGAUCAGUAUAAAACCCAGAAGAACAUCCUGAUGGUGUGUGAGUUCUGUAAACAGGAGAAAGUGCCCUUUGACAUCAUCAGUUACAACCAACAGGACCUGAUCUUCUGCAGUGAGAACUGUAAGCUUCUCUUCAAACAUGAUAUUACAUCUCGUAACAAGGAUCAUCCCUGGCGUCCCUGCACCUACUGCUCCGGCAUCGGCCAGAAGAUGCUGCACAGUCACUACGGAGGCAAGAUGGAGGAGUUCUGUAAACCCCACUGCAUGUCCCAGUACACUGUGCUCUACUAUGGGAUGGGUCGAUGUGACAGCUGUAGGAAACAAAGCUAUAUGACUGAGAAGCUGCAGUGUUUGGGUUCAGUCCGUAAUUUCUGCAACCUGACCUGCCUGUUGCAGUACUGCCACCUGCAUUUUGAGACGAGCCAACACACCAGCAGUAACGGUACUGGAGCGGCCCCACAAGCACCAUAUGCGCCAACCCAGCCCCACCACUCCUCAAAAAUGAAUCCUGUCAUAGCUGGUGUCGUGUCACUGGCCAAUGGCUCUGCCACUCAGCCCAGUGUGUCAGCAGAUACUGCUCUUACUGCUGCUUUGUUUAUUUCUGCCGUUUUUGUUUUUAAUGUCCUUUUCCAGGCCAGUACUCAGACUGAUGCCAUGGGAGUGCCUGUGUCCCGUCGACGUCAAAUGAAGAACAAGUCGGUUCUGUGUCGGCCCUUCACUAUGGACCAAGAGAGCAUGUGCCAGCUGCCCGCACCUUCCACUGAUUUAGCAGCUCCGUCUCUGUUUUCAGUUAGCUCACCUGCAGGAGAGGAGAAGGUGAAGGUGUUGAUUGUGCCGGUCCCAGUACCGGUCUUCAUUCCAGUGCCUAUGAACAUGUACUCCCAGCACACACCUGUUCCAAUGGCUAUGCCUGUGCCCGUUCCAGUACCUAUGGUAGUACCACCACAGAAAAAGGACAUGAAAGAUGCAGCGGUCCAGUCAGAGCCUUUGGCUGUGGAGGAAGAAAAACCGAAAGAUAGGCCUGUUUACAGUGCAGACCAGAGCAGAUCUUACAGUGGAGAUAUGAAUACAGAGGUUGUUACUCCCAUAACCCGUGAAGAAAAAGCAGUACAAGCCGACCUGCCACUUACUGUGAGUUCAGAGAGGAGCCCAGAGUCGACUGUUCCCUUACUUAAUACCCAGCCAGAGAGGAGCCCAGAGUCGACUGUUCCCCUACUUAAUACCCAGCCAGAGAGGAGCCCAGAGUCGACUGUUCCCCUACUUAAUACCCAGCCAGAGAAGAGCCCAGAGACGACUGUUCCCCUACUUAAUACCCAGCCAGAGAGGAGCCCAGAGUCGACUGUUCCCCUACUUAAUACCCAGCCAGAGAGGAGCCCAGAGUCGACUGUUCCCCUACUUAAUACCCAGCCAGAGAAGAGCCCAGAGUCGACUGAUCCCCAACUUAGUACCCAGCCAGAGAGGAGCCCAGAGUCAACUGAUCCCCAACUUAGUACCCAGCCAGAGGAGACCACGGCAACAAGCGACCCACCUACCACCAGUGCUGAGCAUCAACCCCCCUCCUCUCCAAUGAUGGACUUGGAGACUGACAUCCCGUCUGAAUCGUUGGAUCAGACAUCAGUUGCUCCACAGCGAGGAGUGAAGAGGCCCAGAGAAGGUUUCCCCAGCCGGAAACGAGGUCGAAGGCGAACUGUUGCAUCAACCCGCAGUGCAGUGGUGACUCCAGCCGCCUCUAAACUGGACCACCUGUAUGGAGUUAAAGCCUGGAAGAGCUGGGUCCAACAACGAAACAAGCACCAGAGAGAAUCCAAUCCAGUGGAUAUUAAAGAAGACAUCCUUCAGUGUGACUCUGCUGAGCUCAGCUAUGCUCUGUCUUGCUUCAUCCGAGAAGUGAGACGGCCCAAUGGAGAGACCUACAGCCCAGACAGCAUCUUCUACCUCUGUCUGGGGAUACAGCAGUAUCUGUUCAUGGAGGGCCGCAUAGAAAACAUCUUUAACGACCCGCUGUACAGUCAGUUUGCUACCAAGAUCAGUGGGAUGCUGCACCUCUGGAAACCUAAACUACUACCUAAUGGUGGUACUGUUUCCUCCCGUAUUGUGGAGUCCUACCUAUGGGAGUGUAAGCAGCUGGGCGCCUACUCCCCCAUAGUGUUGCUCAACACACUGCUCUUCUUCUGCACAAAGAACUUCCGCUUCACCACGCUGGCGCAGCAUCAAAGCCUCUCCUUCACCAACUUUACUCGACACUCCAAACCCUGCAACCGAGCCGGCAAAGUCCACUACCUCCGAUACCAGAGAAGCAGCGCUGCCACACCCCACACAGAGCGAUACAGAAAAAGGCAGGGAGAGGAAGAGGGAGACCUAGAGAUGUUUGAAAAUGUCGCCAAUCCUCUACACUGUCCCGUCAGACUCUAUGAGUUCUACCUCUCCAGAUGCCCUGAGUCGGUAAAGAGUAGGUCUGACCUGUUUUUUCUGCAGCCUGAACAGUUUGUGCACCCUCAAAGUUCCCACUGGUACACCUUUCAACCGUUAGAGGGCGCCACUCUACAAAGCAUGCUCACGCGCAUCCUGGCCGUCAGAGAGGUUCACCAGGAACAUGAAGCAGCCCAACAUCAGUCCCCAGCCACCGCUGAUAAUGACAGUUUACAGUGAUAUGGAGCUCUGCCUAUUCACACCCUGCUUAUGAUCUUCUCUGCAACGGAAACCUUCGCCAAUGCUGAACAGUUCUCAGUGAAUUGCAGCCGUAGGUACGCCCAUCAGUCAUUCAGACGAAGAUUGACGGGUCUCUGAAAAAGGAAGACCAAACAAAGACACAAUGAAAGGGGACCCAUUGUCACAAAGAGACAAACUUAAAGAACGUUACAAAAAAGUGUGGGAUCGUUGUAUUUAGUAACCUCAGUAGUUCCCCACAUAAACGCACAAUGAGUUUACAAACAUCCAAUACUCUAAAAUAUGAAAAAGGGAGUACAUUGUUCUUUUCUCAUCGUGUCACACCAGAGUGAUAUUUCUCAUUUCUCUCAUGUGGUUUGUUAAGUUUUUUUUAAAGUUUUUUUUUUUACUAUCAGUAAUGGUCCAUGCCAAGCCUGUCAAAUUAACUUUUUAUUUCAAAAAGCAGACUUCUGCAAUACUAAACCGGUAUGAGCAGCAAACUGAGAACAGCCGGUUGUUGACGAGAGUUUACAUCCAUUAAGCACUGUCGGAUCUGUUUGUUAAGGGGUUUAAAUGAGUAUUUACUUGUACGGUAUACGUUUUAAAGUCUGAUACUGGUAUUUAAAGCAACACUGCGUAACAUUGUUUAUUUUUUUGCAAUUUUUCGCCCCUACAGUUUCAGAGUUUAAUUCACUUCUACACUGCUGUCAUAAUAUGGUCAGCUGUACAUAUGCAUUUGUUAUGAUUACAUAACUUAGAAAAGAAACUUUAAUCUUAUUCAUCACAUACAAUUUGACUGCACAGUGUAGUGAAAUUAAAUUAGGGCAUUGAACCCAUCCUAAGUAUUAGGAGCAGUGGACAGCU
Messenger RNA from Perca fluviatilis (European perch), 5985 nucleotides. RefSeq names its product zinc finger MYM-type protein 4-like. Gene Ontology annotation, molecular function: zinc ion binding. The coding region runs from base 133 to 5124 and encodes 1663 amino acids. The transcript has 28 exons. NCBI's taxonomy places the organism in Eukaryota, Metazoa, Chordata, Actinopteri, Perciformes, Percidae. The record is from RefSeq and is a predicted model, not a curated record.